Messenger RNA from Danio rerio (zebrafish), 3026 nucleotides. The record is from RefSeq and is a predicted model, not a curated record. NCBI's taxonomy places the organism in Eukaryota, Metazoa, Chordata, Actinopteri, Cypriniformes, Danionidae.
ACACACACACUCACUCAGACAAGGGUGCAUGAACUAACCAGACUGACAGAAGAACCUUCCGCUGGACUGAAAAGAGACCGUCUAGAUGAAAAACACAGAUAAAGAGAACUACAUCUGAGGAAAGACAAAUACAACAAACAGUGGAUAUUCAACAAACACCUGAACAGCUGAAGAAAAACCCAAAUGAGAGCAGCCUCUAUCACACAUGCCCUGCCUCUGAUGCCAGGCUGCCCGCUCGGUGCUGUCCUGUUGAUCUUCUAGCAGACGGGCAGAACUGGCAUCAUGCCGGCGGCGCUGAGGUCGUCUCUGGACGGGAGCAUGACGGAUUCAGGAGAGCUGGAGCAGCCGGCGUCUCCAUGCCUCGGAAAAGUGCCCCGUGACCUGCUCCAAAACUUCCCUCACACCAAACGCGUGGGCAGCUACCUGGUGGGCAAGAUGAUCAACAAGGGCUCGUUUGCUAAAGUUAUGCUGGGCAUGAACAUCAGUACAGGAGAGAAGGUGGCGAUCAAGGUGAUCGAUAAGAAGAAGGCUCGUCAGGAUUCAUAUGUGUUGAAAAACAUGAAGCGCGAGCCGCGGAUUCACCAGCUGAUCCGCCACCCCAACAUUGUCCUGCUGCUAGAGACUUUGGAGACAGAGAACUGCUACUACAUGGCCAUGGAGCUGUGUGGCGGCGGAGACCUAAUGGACCGCAUCUGUGAACGCAAGCGGCUGGACGAGAGAGAGGUGCGCAGAUUCACCCGCCAGAUACUAUCCGCUGUAGAGCACCUGCACAGACACGGCAUUGUGCACAGGGACUUGAAGAUUGAGAACUUCCUACUGGAUGAGCACAACAACAUUAAGAUAGUUGACUUUGGUCUGAGUAACACACUGAAGGGCGACUCUCUGUCUGUGGAUCUGCUGAACACUCAGUGUGGAAGUCCUGCUUACGCUGCUCCUGAACUGCUGGCGCACAAGAAAUACGGCCCUAAAGUGGACGUGUGGUCUGUAGGUGUGAGCAUGUUUGCCAUGUUGACUGGCACAUUACCCUUUACCGUGGAGCCCUUCAACAUCAAGCAGCUUCAUCAGAAAAUGGUGAAUGGAGAAAUCAGCCCCAUACCAUCAGAUAUCAGCAAAGCGGCUGUAGAGUUUGUCUUGUCUCUGCUGGAGCCAGAACCAGCUAAAAGGCCAACAGUAAAAGCAGCAAUGGAGGAUAAAUGGCUAAAUGAGGGUUACGCUAAGAGACCCCUGCACACAGUCAUUCAUAAAAACAGGAUGCGUCCUGAGGAUCUGAAUUCAGCAGUGUUGAACUACAUGACUGAAUCUUUGGGUUUCGGGCUUUCUGAUGUCAUCCACACGGUCAUCAGUAACAAGCCGUCCGCCAUCUUAGCGUGCUACCAUCUACUGCUGAAAAAACUGACCAGGCAUCAGAAAGUAGUGCGGAGCAUGAAGAGAGAGGAAAACAGUGAAUGGAAUCUUCUGAAUAAAGGCUUGUCGAGAGGAAGAAGCAAUGCGAGUGCAAAGAGUCAGCAGCAGUCUCCUCAGAGCGAUUCAGCUAAUGAGAGAAGCUCAAGGCAGGCUAGUAAGAGCCAGAGGAGCCAAUCACAGGACAGAGAUGCCCAGAGUGGCAUGAAAAGACCAGCGGAGACCAGCAGACCAAAGCAGACAAGCCUGGUGGACAGAGCAGAUUCUCCUGCUUCACCACCGAAGGACACGGCUAAUGAAAUCACCAUACUGGUGGAGACGCAUGAUGGACUCAAUCCAAAGGUAUCAGCGUUUGUUGAGAAGGAUCUGCUUCACGUCUGUCCACCGAAGUGCUCCUGCAGAGACGCGAGCGACCCCAAUCUCUGUGACUCUGCUCCCUGUGAUGCCACAGACUCCUCCAGAGACUCCCCAGUCAAAACACAUGACCUGAGACCUACAUACUCUGACAAAUAUCAAGCACUAGAAUGUGAACAUCAUCACGACGACAAGCUAGAAAAGUUGCAGACGUUCUACUCGGACAAGGGGGCUUCUCCCAAAACAGGACAGCGCUUUAAAGACCUCUUACUGGCCAUUGAGGAGAAAACUUACAAUGCUCGACACCUCAGCACGGUAGAAACCACAACACAAACGUCUCCUUUACCACGUCUGCGUCACACAGGAACGCUGAAAGAAGGCACAGCUAGAAAAGUGACAUGGGUUGGUCUUACGCGCCACACGACAGCAGGCACGGGCUCCUCGCCUUUCUUUGUUAAUGGCUCAAAACCACCAUUGUUUCCAUCUCAAAGACAACAAGCUCUCGUCAUUAAAAACCUGAGACACGCAAAGGAAAAGAGGAACACGGUAACGGGAGGAGGAGGAGGCAUAGGGAUGGCCGGUAAUACAGCGAAAAGAAACACAGUGCAGUUGCGCACAGCAAUACAGCGUAGAGCCACAGACCUCAACCUUCCAAUGCUUCCGUCCGCUUUACAAAACAAGUCGGACAAAAAGUCAGAGAUACUACGAAUGGAUUUUGGCUGACGGUCGAGGAUUUGAUGAAGGAAUGGAAUAUUCCCUGGUCUAAUACAAAGUCAUGCUUCAUGUCUUCAUGCUUGGUCAACAGCAUUUGCAGUAUAAUCUUGAUUACCACUAAACAGAUUAUUUUCAAUCAUACCCUCGACAAUAGAUGUAUUUUUAUGUGUUAGUUCAUGUUAAGAUUUUGGGAUAAUUUGCUUCUGUAAGUAAGGAAAAAAAGGACACCAUUUUAAUUCCCAUUAGAGGUCUGUGCGAGACUCAUUACAUGGUUUAAAAGACAACUUGGUUUCCCGAAUAUAUAACCGAUAACUUAUAACUAACGAUAUAAGGUAUAGUUCACCCAAAACUGAACAAUAUCUAGUCAUGUACUCAUCCGUUACAUUUUAUUUAUUGAACAAAAGAAGACAUAUUUAAAAAAUGUUGGAAACAGGUAACUAUUGACUUCCAUGGUAUUUGUUUUGCUAUCACUUGCUAUCGAUGGUCUCUUUAAAACAUUUUGCUAUUAAUUUAAGUUAUAUUGCACCUACAUACCAACUAAUUCUCAUUAGAUUAUA